AUGGAAGACGGCGCGACCAUUGGACAGUGGAACAAUAGAGAAAAAAUGCCAAGUGAAUUGGAAGAUUCCGUAAAGGGAUCUGUGCCGAGUCCAAGAGGGAGUUCCGUUGGUUUCUUAACUCCAACACCAGACGGUACACAAAGUGCAAAUAUGGCAGUCCCUAAACGACCCUCAGAUCCAAACAAAUCCAACAGUCGAAACAGUAAAGAUAAGAAUGUACAGAAAUUGCCACUUAUUUUAAACAAACGUGAUAAAGUGAACAGUCCACCCGUUGGCCCUGCAGCCCCCGCAGCACCUGCAGCCGCAACGACGCCAACAACAACAACAACAACAACAACAACAACAACCAAAACAACAACAAACACAACAGUGCCUGUCGCCGCUGCUGCUGCUACCAGCACCCACACCGCAGCCACAGGAGGAGCAACGGCCGCUGCCAAACCACGCGGGAAGUCUCAAUCGCGAAAGCCGCGAAAGGUCAGCACCUCCCGCUCCUCCACGCCGGGCCGCCGCGGCAAACGCCCGUCGCCCGCCAGCAGCCGCCCGUCCAGCAGCUCGAAGAGCCCGCAGAAACGCCGCGCCUCCCGCUCCGCGAGUACGUCCCGUUCGCGCGGGGGGUCGCGCAGUUCGUCGGCGGCCUCCUCGCGGCGGGUCUCCGGCCGGGGGCGGCCCCGCAGCGGCGGGCGGAAGGGGUCGGCGAAGGGCCGCAAGUCCCUGAAGGGCCGGAAGGGCACCCGGAAGGGAUCCGUCUCCUCGCGGCGUAGCACCAAAGGGGCGGGGGACGCAACCGCCCUGUACACACUAGCGGCCGCAGAGGAGGCAGCCCGAUCAGUUCUCAUGGAAGAAGAAGAAAAAGGACGUGAUGCGCUUUUGCCGGAUUAUCAUUUACUGGUUAUGCAUGUUGUGCGUACGCAGGUACGAGAGGUGAAUCGACGACAGCAGCAAUUGAAUGAUGCCUUUAAGGCUUUACAGGCUCAUGGAAUUCAAUUAUCAUCGGGUCAAGAUCCUAACGCGGCAUUAGAGGCGAUGCGGGCGAAAAUGCAGGCAGAUGCUCAAAGACAAAUGGAGGAGCUUCGUGUUGAAAAUGCAACAUUACGUGGUUUACUGGAGGAGAAAAAAGUAGAACUGGAAGAGAAAGUUACAGAAGCUCAGAGUUUACGGGAUAAGAUAAGUCGUAGAUUGAUGCGAUUUGAAGUGGAAAAUGAAUCCCUAAAGGCGGAAGUACAAGCGGCAUUACAAACAAAUCAACUGGAUGUAGAUCGCAUGAAGCGUGAACUUGCCCACCGCCUUGAUGUGGCUACUGCAUCUCUACGAACCCCAAAAUAUGAUACAGCGUUAAGAUCUAUGCAAGAACUUGCGCAAAGUGUGCAAGAGGAAAUACAAGAACAUCAUGAUGUGUUAAGUAAACUUAUAGUCUCCAUAGCUGCACAAGAUACAUUUUUACGUGAUAGGAGUGAUUCCAUGCACAGUAAUUUUCCGACGAGAUAUCGUGAUGAGUUACGGAAGCUUGAUAAAGAUCAUCUUCUUAAUGUUUUGGAUGUUCUCUCAUUCCACGAUACCGUUGUAGAGACAGUUGGAAAAGCCCUCUAUGUGUUGCAAAAGUCAGAGCAUAGCACAAAUGUAUUUUGA
Messenger RNA from Trypanosoma theileri, 1629 nucleotides. RefSeq lists its product as uncharacterized. The record is from RefSeq and is a predicted model, not a curated record. NCBI's taxonomy places the organism in Eukaryota, Euglenozoa, Kinetoplastea, Trypanosomatida, Trypanosomatidae. Bases 1 to 1629 code for a protein of 542 amino acids. The transcript has a single exon.